AUGUCGGGCAGCGGGGCGAGAGAGGCCGUCUUCGCGACGCGCCAGUCGCUGGGCAUGAUGAAAAGCAAGCUCAAGGGUGCCCAGACGGGCCACGACCUGCUGAAGCGCAAGAGCGAGGCCCUGACAAAACGUUUCCGAGAAAUCACCCGCCGCAUCGAUGAGGCAAAGCGCAAAAUGGGCCGGGUCAUGCAGGUCGCUGCCUUUUCGCUCGCCGAGGUCUCGUAUGCCGUCGGCGGCGACAUUGGCUACCAGAUCCAGGAAUCCGCCAAGCAGGCGCGCUUCCGCGUGCGCACCAAGCAGGAGAACGUUUCCGGUGUCUUCCUGCCGCAGUUCGAGAGCUUCACGGUCGAGCAGAACAACGACUUUGCCCUGACGGGACUGGGCAAGGGCGGCCAGCAGGUGCAGCGGUGCAGAGAGACGUACGCAAGAGCCGUCGAGACACUGGUGGAGCUGGCCAGUCUGCAGACAGCCUUUGUGAUCCUCGACGAAGUCAUCAAGGUCGUCAACCGUCGUGUCAACGCCAUUGAGCACGUCAUUAUUCCCCGCACAGAAAACACCAUCAAGUACAUCAACUCGGAGCUAGACGAGCUGGACCGAGAAGAGUUCUAUCGUCUGAAAAAAGUCUCCAAGAAGAAACAGAAUGAUGCUGCCGAAGAAGAGGCCGCGAGAAUGGCACAGAAGAACAAGGAAGCAGAGGAGACGAGCGCAGAGGCGUCGCAGCAAGCUGUCGAGACCAAGGACAUGCUUGGCGACGAGGACAACGAAGACGUCAUCUUCUGA
This is a messenger RNA of Exserohilum turcica Et28A, 780 nucleotides long. RefSeq lists its product as uncharacterized. Gene Ontology annotation, molecular function: proton-transporting ATPase activity, rotational mechanism. Bases 1 to 780 code for a protein of 259 amino acids. Lineage: Eukaryota; Fungi; Ascomycota; Dothideomycetes; Pleosporales; Pleosporaceae. The record is from RefSeq and is a predicted model, not a curated record. Gene Ontology annotation, cellular component: vacuolar proton-transporting V-type ATPase complex; fungal-type vacuole membrane. The transcript has 5 exons. Gene Ontology annotation, biological process: vacuolar acidification.